AUGGGAAAUACAAUUGAUCAUGUAUCUGAAAGUAAAAGCACGCAAAGUUGGCAGAAGGCGUGGAGACUGCCCCUGACGGACAAGAAGUAUGUGGGUAAUGUGGACACCUCGAACCUGGACAUGUGUUACCCUGCCAUCAUCCAGAGUGGGGGUAAUUACAACCUCAAGUUCAGUGUUGUCAGUGACAAGAACAAUCUGCACUUCGGAGCAAUAGUUUGCUCACUGGGAGCAGCCCGCUACAAGUCGUACUGCUCUAACAUUGUCCGCACUCUCCUGGUAGACCCCACAGAUGCCAUCCAGGCAAACUACAAUUUCCUGGUUGAUUUGGAGGAGGAGCUGAAUAAAAACUCUGCAGGCCGGCAAGAAGCUCUGUGACGUUUACGAACAUGGCGUAAGCUACACGAAGAAAGAGAAGCCAACUCUGGUGGACAACCUCGUCAAAAAUUUUGG
This is a messenger RNA of Homalodisca vitripennis (glassy-winged sharpshooter), 450 nucleotides long. RefSeq names its product FACT complex subunit SPT16-like. Gene Ontology annotation, cellular component: FACT complex. Gene Ontology annotation, biological process: positive regulation of transcription elongation by RNA polymerase II; transcription elongation by RNA polymerase II. Gene Ontology annotation, molecular function: nucleosome binding. The record is from RefSeq and is a predicted model, not a curated record. Bases 1 to 375 code for a protein of 124 amino acids. NCBI's taxonomy places the organism in Eukaryota, Metazoa, Arthropoda, Insecta, Hemiptera, Cicadellidae. The transcript has 4 exons.